CCCCCCGCCCCCCGCUCCGAGCUGGACGCCCCUCUACCCGCAAGAUGUGGCACAACGUGGGGCUGACCCUGCUGAUGUUCGUGGCCACCCUGCUGAUCGUCCUGCUGCUGAUGGUGUGCGGUUGGUAUUUUGUGUGGCAUCUUUUUCUAUCGAAAUUCAAGUUUCUGCGGGAACUGGUGGGAGACACAGGAUCCCAGGAGGGAGAUCAUGAACCUUCAGGGUCUGAAACCGAAGAGGACACUUCCUCAUCUCCACACAGGAUCAGAUCUGCUCGCCACAGGAGGGUGCCUGCUGAGGAAGGCCACUGACCCCCACCGUCAUCCUGUGGGAGCGGCUGAUGAAAGGCAGCGAUCCUCGGUCUUUGCAGUUGCUAAAAUAUUGGAGAGCAUUUGUACUUGGACUUCAGGUCCAAUUCAAAAAAAGAUUUACAUGUAAGCCAUAUGAACAUAAAGGGAAUUUAAACCAAAUUGGACCAUUACAAAUUUUAUGUUAAAGAUAAUCUUUUGCUUUACUAGCUUUUACUUAUAUACUUAUUCCUUGGCUCUUGGGCUUAUUGUUUUUGCACUAUUGUGAAUCUGUUAAACAUUACAGGCUUGAACACUGUAUUUUAUUAGUUCUAUAAUGUACUCCCCCCGCCACAUUUUAACUUUUCUGAACUUGGGAUACAUCUCACUAUUCCUGUCAACCAGGCAAUAGUUGAUGUAAUUAUCCUAGCCUGUGUGUGUGUGUGUGAGUUCACAGGUUGUCAUAGUGUCAUCACUGUGUCAUUGCUAUCAAAUGUGUCAGAUUUAAUUGGUACUUAAAAAUGUCUUCUAAAAGAUUUCACUAUGAUUCAGCACUGAAAUGAAGUUGUGUAUGCAGACAAGCAUGGAAGCAGAGCAGUGGGGCAUACAUUUGAUAGUAGCGAAGCAAAUAUCCGUCGCUAGAGGAAUGACUGCAAUUCCAUAUUUUCUUGUAAAGCAACAACAAAAUGCUUUAUAGGCCCUAAGAAGGGAAGACACCCACAAGUAAAGUUGUACGACAUUCUGUCACUGAGACACAUGCAGAAGGAUUGCCUGUCACACGCUGAGUGCUGCAGUGAAGGUGGGAGAAAUUGCCAAAACCUUGGAAUCGAUGAAACACAACUCAAAGCAGCGAGAGGCUGGUUCGAUCGAUUCCUGUCAGGCAAUACCAAUGUCGUUAAGGUGUCAAACAUGUUUGUCCAAAGCUUCCUGCUGUCAUUAAGCAGAAGACAGUUGUAGAGCCUCCUUUCCAGAAAUGCUUUUGAUGACGCCAAGGGGGCCGUUGUGAGGAGAAGGCAGGUUUCAGUGACUGAUCUAAGAAGUGAUCCAGAAAAGUUGCACUCAGAGUAUGAAGUUAUAGUAUAACUUAACCAGUUUAUUUCAUAACACUUACAUAUGCACAAGACUGUGAUAAAAGUCUGUUUAAUUCAAAAAGUUCUGUUUCAGUAAAUAUAAAAUAAACAUUCUACGUGAUA
This is a messenger RNA of Myotis lucifugus (little brown bat), 1477 nucleotides long. It is a transcript of the gene SMIM13, whose product is annotated as small integral membrane protein 13. NCBI's taxonomy places the organism in Eukaryota, Metazoa, Chordata, Mammalia, Chiroptera, Vespertilionidae. The record is from RefSeq and is a predicted model, not a curated record. The transcript has 2 exons. The coding region runs from base 45 to 308 and encodes 87 amino acids.